AAACCUCACUACAACAUUCAAAUUUGGGGCUGAAAACACUCAGUUGCUUGGAAAGCAGGAGCUGAGCACUGACAUCCAUCUUUGGGACUUUAUUUUUCUUUUCUACUAACAGAUCAAAAUUCCUGCUUUGAUUCUUGCCAUUUUUUGUGGGACAAGCAACCGGAAAAAAGUGACAAGUACGGCAAUUGGUUUUAAUUUAACAAACUUUGUGUCAUUAUCACUAGGUGGUCUUUGCUGGAAUGAAUAUAUCUGAGUCUAGUUAUUGUCCAGAGGCCAGCACUCAGCCCAGCCAGGUUGUGGAGUGUGGAGCAUGGGUCACUUCGUCAUCUUCCAGCCCAGUAGGUCCUGAGCGGAGCCGCAGGUUUGAUCAUGAAGCAGGUGGUGGAGUGAAGGAGAGAAGAACAGGAAGCCCGGAUUCAAGCCAAGCUAGUGAAGGAAAGUGUGGAGCUGAGCCGAGGAUCCGCAGGCCCAUGAAUGCCUUUAUGGUGUGGGCUAAGGAUGAACGCAAGCGAUUGGCAUUGCAGAAUCCAGAUCUGCACAACGCUGUGCUAAGCAAGAUGCUAGGCCAGUCCUGGAAGGCUCUGAGUACGCUGGAUAAACGUCCGUUCGUAGAGGAAGCCGAACGUCUCCGACUGCAACAUCUCCAUGACCAUCCUAACUAUAAAUAUCGGCCUCGGCGCAAAAAGCAACCCAAAAAGAUGAAGCGUGUAGAGCCUGGUCUGCUUCUUCAUGGUCUGGGUGGAUGCUCUGGGAAUGGAGAUGCCUACCCCCAACACCCUCAUCCCCACCACCUAGGCAUGGCACCUUUGGGUCAUUUCCGUGAUCUUCAUCCAGGAUCUGUUGCACAGGAUCUGGAGAUCUAUGGCCUUCCCACACCUGAGAUGUCUCCUCUGGAUGUGCUGGAGGAGGGCAGUGGAGACUCUGUCUUCUUUCCCCAUCACAUGCAGGAUGAUGUGGGCUUGGCACCUUGGGUCAACUACCAACAGCACCAACAGCAAAGCCAAAGUCACCAUGUUAACCACCAUCCCCUGAAUAUGCACUCUCUUCACCAGUCCCACCCACACCACAACCAGAAACCUGCACCAGGUUGCCGCUCCAUGCAUGAGAAAUGCCCUGACCCUACGAACCCUCACAAUCUCUUCCCUUCGCAUUCCAGUUUAAGUCUUCCAGAACAGGCCAAGGUCCCUCAACCAUCUAGUGUUUACUACGGGCAAAUUUAUGGAAACAACCCACAACAGCCUUUCACCUCUCAACUUGGCCAACUUUCUCCCCCUCCAGAAUCUUCCACCCCAGUUCCUACUCCCUCUGCCCCCCAGGUUCCACCGCCUUCCCUGGACAAUAAUGACCAGCUAGGACCUUCAGCAGAUUUCUGGAGCGAAUUGGACCAUAAUGAGUUUGAGCAGUAUUUGAGUGCCAGCAGGACUAGAAUAAACAGGAGCAGUGCAUGUGAAGAGAGCAGCACUCUCAUAUCAGCCCUGUCUGAUGCCAGCAACGCUGUCUAUUACAGCGCCUGUAUUACUGGAUAAAGACUUAUUUCUAGCAAAUGCUAGUUUUAAAAUCAGGUGUAAAUGAUUAUUUUUUUUGUACAAGAUUAUCAGUUUAUUUGAUCAACUGUGGUGGCCUGAUUCAAUUUAGUUUUCAUCCUAAGAUGUCAAGACUCAUUUCAAAUGUUUAGGAAAUUGAAUAUUUAGAUGUUGUGGAAGAAUACGUGUAUAUUAAAAGCUACAGAAACAGCUUUAUGAAAUAGUUCCCAAGGCCGUAGUCAGUUUGUCAACAAUUUGACCAAAUAUAUCAGUCACAGCAAUGUUCGUAUCAAAUGAGGCUCCAAAAGCAGGGACAAUAAGAAUGUGAAUGUUUCAUUUUCUCAGAGGGUUUUGUAUUUUCAUAUUUGUUUUUUUUUAUAUAUAUAUAUCUAUAAUUUUUUUUAUAUAAUUGUUAAAAAAUGUAUUAUGUUUGCACUGGGUCAGAAUGUUUUGAACUGUAUGAGAAACCACUCCAAACGUCUUAAUUCUGCACUUGAUGUCUCUUAAGCAAAUGUUCAUGAAAGAGACCGCAAAAAUCAUCUCUGGAAUUUGGAUCUCUUGAAGACUGUAAUUUAUUGUGUAUUUUCUUUCCAUAUGACUGAAAAGGUCAUUCAGUAUAUAUGUAUUUUAUUAAUCCUCUAUAAAUGUAUUCCGUAAUCCUCUGAGUCAGCAACUGAGAGACAUGUUGAGUAAUAACUUUCCAGCUUUUGGUAGUAAUUAUCUUCAAAUAGAAGUGUUUUCAAUAAAAAAAUGUCUUUCAGCCAUUAAAUCAAAGCAAGUAAUUGAAAACACACAAUUCAUUUUAUAGAAUCAUUUUCCCACACUGAAGAGGACAUAUGCAUUUUGAUUUUAUACAUGUGAUUUUAGUCUUGUUUUUCAGUCUUGUUCUUCAAAAUGCAUUUGUAUUGCACAGCCACACAUUUCACUGAGUAUUUUUCAAAAAUAAAGGCUUAAAACAUGA
Messenger RNA from Tachysurus fulvidraco (yellow catfish), 2484 nucleotides. It is a transcript of the gene sox18, whose product is annotated as SRY-box transcription factor 18. Gene Ontology annotation, molecular function: RNA polymerase II cis-regulatory region sequence-specific DNA binding; DNA-binding transcription factor activity, RNA polymerase II-specific. NCBI's taxonomy places the organism in Eukaryota, Metazoa, Chordata, Actinopteri, Siluriformes, Bagridae. Gene Ontology annotation, biological process: angiogenesis; lymphangiogenesis; positive regulation of transcription by RNA polymerase II. The record is from RefSeq and is a predicted model, not a curated record. The transcript has 2 exons. Bases 240 to 1526 code for a protein of 428 amino acids.